This is a messenger RNA of Rana temporaria (common frog), 5064 nucleotides long. It is a transcript of the gene SYDE2, whose product is annotated as synapse defective Rho GTPase homolog 2. The coding region runs from base 142 to 4599 and encodes 1485 amino acids. Gene Ontology annotation, biological process: signal transduction. The transcript is spliced from 8 exons. Lineage: Eukaryota; Metazoa; Chordata; Amphibia; Anura; Ranidae. The record is from RefSeq and is a predicted model, not a curated record.
UCCGCGGCCUCUCACCUCACAAAUAUUCCAAGUAUGUACAGCGGGGAGAGGAGCCCCGGAGAGCGGAGCACCGACUGCAGCAUGGAGGAGCCCUCCGCCGCCCGGGGCAGCCGCUGCGAGUGCUGAGGGCACUGGGGAGGAAUGGCCGAUCCUCUGCGGAGGACUCUAUCCAAACUGCGGGGAAAGAGAGCCAAGAAGGGGCCGCCGGGGGGACUGGAGACUAACGGAGAAGGACUGCCAUGUGGAAUCAAGACGGUGACCCCGGAAGAGAGCAGACUGGCUGGCAAUCACAGUAAAGAUUGGUCUUCUCAGAACCACAAUAAUAACAAUUACUCUCAUCCUGUCAAAUGGGAAACAGCAUCAGGACCCGCAUCUUCCAAUCAGCCCGUACAUGGGUGCCGAUACUCCCAUUAUAGCAAUAUCAGCAACACGGAUUGCUUGCCCAAUGGCAUGGAAAGAGACAACAACGCCAAGUCACACCCUCUGUCAUGUGGUAUAAAUGGUAAGGAUGCCAUCAUGGGACGUUACUCUUACGGAGGUUUUCAGUUCCAACCAGAGACUCAGAUUAAGCCUCCAAAUAGCGCUCCAUACACCGCAAACCCUCAUAAUGAGGGACAGUGGGGUUUUCAGAAGGAGCCUUCCCCAUCGUACCCUCUUAAUUUCAUCUAUCCCCCUAAAUCUAGUCCAGCCAAGGAGCCUCAUACAGGUCCCCGCUAUGUUGAAAACGCACAGUGGUGCUCUAGUACUUUUGAAGGAAGCAGUUCUUUCUCUACAAACUGCCACAUACCUCCCCUGGGACUCGUAAAUGCCCCGUAUUAUGGGAACGCCCGAAACCAUUCCGAGGACAGCGAGGAAGAUGAUUAUUAUGAUAACGAGCACCUCUUUAUCACUAGCCCAAGUGAGGCUCAGUGCAAUAGCCAUUUUUCUGGGCCCCCGACCCCAUUCAUGCACAAUGCCGUGGCCUCCCCGGUGGCUGAUGAUGGCCAUCAAGAGCGGAAAGGCAGCGUGGACAUGUACCUAGAGACUGACAGACUGAGGUCUCAGUUACAAGAGGCUUAUUAUUUAUUAAUGCAUGCCAUGCAUGACAUGCCUCUUGAGACCACCCCCUCCAGCAAAAUCGGGUGCAGAACAGAAACUUGCCCCUCUAGCUCCCAGUCCCAGGAUAGCGUUUAUUCUCAGUCCUCUGCAAGGGUUGUAGAAAGCGAUGUUUGGUCCUCUGAUGAUGCCAGUCCCAAACAAGUGUCUCAUAGCGAUUUGGCGUCUUUGAAUGCUUUAAUAAGCUCCCAGCUUAACAGGAUGCAGACGUUUAGCAAAAGCGUUGACGCCGUCUACAGCCUGCCAGCCUUUAGAACUUUGUACAAGUGCCACAGCGAUAGUCAGAUAAAGUACAGCCCUGUCCAUAGCAACUUGUCAUCUGAUUGUGGUUUUGAGCACAGCCAGGGUUCUAUUGGUCAGCACACGGAUGCUGACAGCGAGGGCAGCCCCCGGGACAUAUUAUCCUCUGUGAACUGGAGAGCCUCUGAGAGUGUCACUCGUAAUCCCUCUGAUUAUAUACACCAAACACCAGGGGACUCGGUCUCAGUUACUGUCACUAAUGGCAGGCAUGGUGCAGACAUGAGCGCGGAAAGUCACAGAGCCUCACAGAAGCCAUCAGGCCGGACGGUGAAGAAAAUGCAAAAAUGGAUGUACAAAGGACGCUUGUUGUCUUUGGAAGUGAAGGAACGCAUCAUUGGAUCCUCUCAGAAAGCCAGCGGAUCCAACAAGCGGGAGUCCAGUCCAACUGGAAGCUGCAAAUCCGAGCAUCUCCGGGACAGUUCAGCGACAUCCCCGAAGAUGCCUGGAGAGAUGGAAAGACCCCCAAUGACAGAUUUGAUUGAAAAUGCUUAUACAACCUCUCUUAUUAAACGGGACUUUAAGAUCACAGACGUUAACGAACAUAACUUGCAGAGGAACCAUAUCACUGUGUCGAAAAAACGGAACUGGCUGACACAGAGCACUCACAGAUAUGAGUAUAAAGCCAUUUGUCAGACCUCCAUUUCUUAUCCAAUUGGGAAUAAAGACCCGGAGCUCCUUUUGUCCAGAACAGACAGAGAUAUUCCUGUUCAAGCACCUGAGACGGAAACCCUUCCCACCACUCCUGGUAGCCCUUUAGCUUUGCCUACCACUGACCUCACCGAAGAGAACGAUGCCGACGAUGAAGGAGAAAUUUGGUACAACCCCAUCCCCGAAGAUGAUGGUCCCUAUAUCUGCCCCAGUCCAGCAUCCUCUAAGGUGGUUUCUGAUCCAGGACAGGAGGUGCUCGAGGCACCGGGGAAAGCUGGAGGGGUUCUAAACACAGGGGACCCUUCACACAUGUCUCCUUCCACUGAGAGCAAUGUCGGAGAUUCCUCACAUUCCACAGACCAUGGCGUGCAGCUGUGCAAGCAAAGGGUCGUGUGCAAGACUGCUGAAGACACCACAGUCAGUCGGUCCCCCGAGCAUGGUCCAAGUGUCCCCAGUAGUCAAAAGGUCAAUUCACCUACCCCAGCUGAUUUCUCUCCACCUUGUAGCCCCAACCCAUCAAAGAAAGGAGGAAGCAUUAACUGGUCCCUCCCAGAUAAAAUUAAAUCCCCACGGACUGUUCGUAAACUGUCUAUGAAGAUGAAAAAGCUACCGGAACUCAGCAGAAAGUUGAGUAUUAAAGGGACAUCGAGCCACAGUAACGCUGACCAGUUGUUUUCCACUUCCAAAGGAAACUGUCGGGAUGUAAGACGCACACCAUCUUUGUCGUCUGCUGGGACGGCAGCCUCUGCCGCCAGUAGGAACGUCAUCAGCCGAUACCACCUUGAUAGCAGCGUGUCUUCCCAACAGAGCUACAAGAAAAAAAGUUCAGGCACUUCCAAAUCUUCCAGCAAAGGGGGCUAUCUCAGUGAUGGAGACUCCCCCGAGCUUAUAACCAAAUCGGGCAAACAUGGUGGAGAGAACAGGUCUACAAAGGGAAAAGAGUCACUUCCUUGUAAUAAUGCAAAGUCGGACUUCGACAUCGAUGCCUUCAGGCACUAUAGCUUUUCUGAUCAACCCAAGUGCUUCCAGUACGUUUCAGGGCUGAUGAGCCUUCACUUUUAUGGUGCAGAGGAUUUAAAGCCUCCUAAGAUAGACUCUAAGGAUGUGUUUUGUGCUAUCCAAGUCGACUCUGUCAACAAAGCCAGAACGGCUCUUCUAACUUGUAGGACGUCAUUCCUAGACAUGGCUCACACCUUCAAUAUUGAACUUGAAAAUGCCCAGCACUUAAAACUGGUUGUGUUUAGUUGGGACCCAACCCCAAAGAGGAACAGAGUCUGUUGUCAUGGCACUGUGGUCCUGCCGGCACUUUUUAGGGUCACCAAAACCCACCAGCUGGCAGUUAAGUUGGAACCCCGUGGUUUGAUCUACGUGAAACUGACUCUCAUGGAGCAUUGGCAGAACUCUUCAGACCGCCUUGGUGUGGACCGUGACCCUGUGUUGUUCGGGGUAGAUGCUCGAUAUGUUGUCGAAAUGGAGAACACAGGAUCGAUGGUCCCGCUUCUCAUGGAGAAGUGUAUUAUGGAGAUUGAAAAAAGAGGUUGUCAGGUGGUAGGAUUGUACCGGCUCUGUGGAUCAGCAGCUGUGAAGAAAGAACUGAGAGAGGCAUUUGAGAGGGAUAGUAGAGCUGUGGAGAUUUGCGAGAACGAGUACCCAGACAUCAACGUGAUAACAGGUGUAUUAAAGGAUUACCUGAGAGAGCUCCCUUCUCCACUGAUAACCAAGCAGCUGUACGAAGCCGUUCUACAUGCCAUGGCAGAGAAACCGCUAAAGAUGUCUGGGAACGGCUGUGAGAACGACCUGCGGGACUCCGAACACACAGUGGAGCUCCUGAACUGGCUGCCUGAUGUGGAGAGAGCAACCUUGAAGAUGCUGCUGGAUCACUUGAAGCUGGUUGCCUCUUAUCACGAAGUGAACAAGAUGACCUGCCAGAACCUGGCUGUCUGCUUUGGACCGGUCCUCCUGAGUCAGAGACAGGAAACGUCCAAUCACAAUAACCGGGUGUUCAUCGACUCCGAAGAGCUUGCCAGUGCCUUGGAUUUCAAGAAACACAUUGAAGUCCUUCAUUACUUACUGCAGUUGUGGCCAGUAAAGAGCGAAUCUCCCAAACAUCCCACACCAAACGACAUACAAGCAGAGUCCCAGCCGUGCUUGCGAAGGAAGAAGUCACGGCCACAGAUGCUUAAUUUAAACACCUCGGACGGCUCCAGAGUCCUGAGGCCAAGGGCAGCCCGCCUGGACAGCCCCUCCAGCAAUCGCUAUGCCGGAGACUGGAGCAGCUGCCAAGGAAACUUGUUUUUGGCCCCCAGAGAGGAAGCUGAUUAUGCAGACAUCCCAUCGGAAAGCCCCCCACUCCCGGACACCUGCGUCCGGACACAAGAAUCAAGUGAGCACACCACAGCCAAAGAAGCAUCGGUGGACUCUGUGGUAGGAGUCGGUGAAGGAGGCAUGUUUGAGGAACAGGACGUUAACCUCCAGGAUCUGCAGGAGAGCAUAGACACCCUCAUAGGAAACCUGGAGAGAGAGCUGAGCAAGAAUCGGCUGAAUGUCACCUUCUAAUCCUCUCUGCUCUCUGUUCUGCUAUUAUCUCUUCUCAUUAGAAGAAUGGUCCUCCUUUAACCCCAUGAGGGUCUAUGCCUGUACAGCAUUCUGCUGCAAUGGCAUCUAAGAAAUAAGUCUGUCUCCAUGCUUCCUGUCAUGUGCAUGGCAGGAUUUCCAGGAAAUAAACAAUUCUAUGGUACGUAUCCUCUUAGAGGAAAAUAUUGGCUGCCGGCUCAGUGAUGACUGCAUCGCAGGUUUGUUGGGUUAUUUAAAUGUCCCUCCGCUGUCGGGUCUGACGCACGCUACCGUGGCUGCUGGUCUGCCAGUGGGAUGGAAAAUACUGACUUCUCUCUCAUAUUAAACCUUUCUAACACUAAGUGCAAAUCUAAUGGGACCUGUUUGCGGCAGUACUGGUUUCACUGUUUAUGUUCUGCCGCGUCAAUAAACUUUUAUGAUGCUUCCAUAAUGAAUGAAAAAAAAAAA